UCUAUUAGCCACUACUGGUGGUCGCUCCAUCAUUUUCCAAUCUCACCUGAAAAAAAAAUAAACCUUCAAGCUGCCCAAUGUCCAACACGGCAAGCCAAACGCGCGCGUCCGUGGAAAACGUGCGGUAACCGAGCCGUGAAAACCCUAGCGCUCCUGCUGUGCUGACCAGGGUAUAUAUGGGAACCUGCAAGCUGCAACGCUUCCUGCUACAUCCUCAGCACACUUCAUUCACCAAUCGCCUAGCUUGUUCAUCAUCACUCAACCAAUCCCAGCCAAUCAGCGAAGCGGCGUUUCGAUAGCUAGCUAGGCAAAGCAGCUAGAGCAAGCGGCGGCGGCCAGCGGGAGGGAUCGGAUCCAUGGCGUUCAUGCGGUACCGCGCGCUGCCGCAGGGGGAGCCGACGGUGGAGGAGUUCCGGGCGUGGCUGGCGCAGUUCGACGCCGACCGCGACGGCCGGAUCAGCCGGGAGGAGCUGCAGCAGGCGCUGCGGAGCCUCAACGUGUGGUUCGCGUGGUGGAAGGCGCGGGACGGGGUGCGCGCCGCCGACGCCAACGGCGACGGCGGCGUGGCCGGGGACGACGAGGUCGCCCGGCUCUUCGCCUUCGCGCAGAGGCACCUCCACGUCAAGAUCAACCAGCUCGGGUACUACUGAGCGCUGACGACCUCAGGCGACGGCGACGGCGAUCGUCGGCGACGUGAGUGUACUUGUAUGGAUGGAUGUGCAUGCUGUUACUUCUUCGUUUCUUUUUCUUUUUCUCUUGGACCCUGGUGGAUGCCUUGUUCAAUUGUUAUAAAUGGUGUAUGGAUUUUUCCCCCUUUUGGCUUUUGGUAAUGUUUUGUGUGGUAACUGUGUUGACACGAUUGUGCACUCGUACUCGUAUUUCCAGCAUCACAACUUUGUUGUGGUCUUGUGGAAUGGUUACAAAUCAAACAUGGAUCGAUGUGGCAUCCAUGCCGUGGCCUUCGUGCUGUGUUCAUA
Molecule: messenger RNA, 977 nt
Organism: Panicum virgatum (switchgrass)
Lineage: Eukaryota; Viridiplantae; Streptophyta; Magnoliopsida; Poales; Poaceae
Product: calcium-binding protein CML38-like
Exons: 1
Coding region: 357-650 (97 amino acids)
Molecular function (GO): enzyme regulator activity; calcium ion binding
Source: RefSeq, a predicted model, not a curated record